GAGCAAGCCCGUUGGCUAGCUCAGUUAAAAAAAAAAAAACAGCCAAGUUAGCCACUCCGCUAGCCACUGGCUCUAACCAACUGGCGGAGGGUCCGCGUUCUCCUGAGAAAAAAAAUUGGCCACAAGUGUGUCGCGUUUUGAAAGUUGCGUCGACGCGAGACGAGGCGACGCGACGCGACGCGGACUUUCCUGCUCGACGGCUUUGAACCGCGUCGCGCUCCGUCGACACUCGACCCCUGCUCCGAGCGGGUCGACCGAACUGGACCGGCCGGGUUGUGUCCGUGACCCCGGGGCUCGGUGGUUCAGCAGCAGCAGCAGGAGGAGGAGGAGGAGGAGGAAGAGGCGACACUUGUUGCUCAUCCCUCACCGGGACAGACUGAGUGUGAAGGCAACAGUUACAGGCUCCUUCCACUCCUUCCUCCUUUGUGAUAUGACAUCGCCGCUUGGUGGGAACAAAAGCCAGAGCUCGGCGGCAGACGGUUGACAUCUGGUCAGGUGUGUAACUGUGGUGCAGUGUGAGACACUCCCCAAGACAAAGUCCACAGUCAUGGCUAGAUAGAGUGCCGUUGAAGACGAUGGCCGCUCAGGUGGAGGUUCAGACUGGGGAGGUGGGGCGGACGAUGGCGGGAGGACGUCUUCACCUGAAUCCUCUGACUGACUCCAGCAACAAGGGCCUCGUCGAGAUCAACCAGUCCCAUAUCAUCACCCCAGAACCCAACAAACCUGUCCCAGGACCCAAGCCACGACUCACUCCUAAACCUUAUGCAGUGGAUAGAAACCCCACUAUAAAGCCCAUACUCGCCCCUAAACCCCAAACCAAGCCACGGCCAGAGUCCACUCGCUUUGUCGGAUACAAACCAGAGCCUCCGCGCAUCCCAAAACCACAGCAACCAGUUGCCACUGUUAAACCCCGACCAGUGUCAUUUAAUCCCAACCGUCCUGCCUCUACCUCCUUCAAAACAUCUAAUCAGGUGAACACAGGACAAACGACCAAGCCAGUAGUCCAGCCAUUUAAACCAGCCCCACCUUUUGACCCUGGAGACCCUAGCAAGCCCACUCCUCCUGUGCCAGCAGAGAGGCGGAAAUCUGGUGCAUCAAGCUUAGGCUAUUCCAAUAGCCUUAAAAAUCUCCCUGCUGCAGAGUGGUCUGGAACCACUAAGAUGGAAGACGAGAAAGACAAGACAACAUCCAGCAAAGGCGGGGCUUCCAUUACCAGAGCCAAGUCCAUGGGCUUUCUUGCACAGGUAGGGCAGGAGGAAGAAGAAAAGGGAAAAGUUAAAGCCGAGGGAGCUGUGCCUCUGAGGCCCCAGCCGAGAAGCUCCAGGCCCAGACCUGUAUCAGCCAUUUUCCUCGACAGUCCAACCAACACAGAGGCGCCGGGUUCUUCCCCCCGCUGGGUUGGAAGACGGCCGCUGUCGGCUGAUCUCACAUCCAGGUUUGAGUCCAUCGGUCUUUCUCUGCACCGUAAAAGUCCGAAGGCAAACACCAAGGAGAACACCCCCGAGGCGACGGUACUGCCACAGAGCAGAGAGCAAGAGAGAACCCCGAAGAGUAACACACUACAAAGCGCUGAUGUCGUAGCCAAGCCUGCCCUCUCAGACCAAAGCAACAAAGAGACGGAGGAAAUGGCCGCGAAAGAGUCUGACGAGAAUAAGCGUGUGGUUAGCAUCAAGUCACGAAUCAGUCUCCUCCUAGAUCCGUCCUCCACCCCGGGAACGGUUGCUGCAGUCCAAGGCUCAGAUCUUCAGUCUCCAGUGCAGCUGGUCCCUGAAAAGGAACCGCCGGUGGGUGUGAAGAAGCUCAUCAAGCAGCUGACCGAGGAUACACCACCAACUCAGGGUCCCAUCGUCAAGCCAACACUAAGGCCCCGCCCCUUGCCCCUCGACCUGACCAAAAGGUUUUCAUCCGAGUGGUCACCCGACUUUGGCAGUGUUCCCCUCAGUGAGGCAACAGACCACCAUGACAUCACCAAAGAUCCUCAGAGGAGGAAUGAGGAGUUGACUCCAAAACCCAUCGACCACAGGACGUUUGUGGAUUUAAAAGAUUCCCAAGAACAGCUCCAAAAGGCCGCGCCACCUGAAGGGCCUGAGGCAGGACAUGCAUGUGGUGCCACUUCUGAGGAAAGUGGCCCCAGCGGUGAAGUGCAGACAGUGCGAGCAUCCUUGUUUGAAAACGUUGUGGAGAGGCACAGUGUGCAGAUGGUGGACGAGGACAAGCCUGUAAACAAACCCAAGGAUUUGCUCCGCAGCCUGUCAUUCAAGAGAGGAAGUGGCGAGGAUGAGGGAACACUGGUCACUGCCACUUAUAAAGAUCCUUCAUCUCCGCCAAGUCCUCUGCGGGUGUCGCACGCCGUCGACACGGUGCAGGCUGUUGAAGAGAACCGGGCCGUGAGUGAGAACGUCCCGUCAGCGCAGUGGGAGGAUAAGGCGGCGACACUGCGCUCCAGGCGUUCAGAAGGGAGCAGGCGGGCAGUAGAGGGGACUGGCUCAGCAAAAGCAGAACCAACUCUGGCGGUGGCGCCGGAACCGCAGACCCGAUACCUGAGAGUCGGAGCAUUGCCAAAGUGGACGACUGCAGGCCACGGCCAAGACGCAGGUGUGGAUAAAGGUAUGCUAAACGAAUCCCAGAUGGAAGGAGGCCUGGCUGUGGAUAAAGAGAGGCACAGAGAGGCGGAGCAGGAGGAAGUGGCUGCAGGACCUAAACGUUUGAAAAUGCUGCAGGCGGAAGAACAGCAUAAACCCAGGGCGACAUAUUUCGCUUUGACCGGACAAAUGCAGGAGCCAGUUUCUCCUAUAGAUGCAGGAGCACACAUGGGGGACACACUGGGGCCCUUUGAUGAUUUCUCUGUGAGGGCGGCACUGGGGGGCUCUCAGGGGAAGAUACUUCCUGUUCGGAGGAAUCCAUCGUUAGAUGAAGCUUUUGGAAAAAACGCUCAAGAUCAAUCUGAGGAGCAGAUGAGGAGCCACGUGUCACACAAUGAGAUAAGAUCAGCAUUGGAUGGACAAACAGCAGAGGAUGCGAUGGAGCUUGGAAAGAAAAGGGAGACGAAAAAACACAAAGGUAUACCGAGAGAUCUCCAGAGGGAAAAACAGAGACAGCUUGAAAUAGAGAAACAAGCACAUUUAGAAUUUGCACGAAUGAAGGAGCGAGAGAUGCAAAGAGAAUUUGAACGGGAAAGACAGAAAGCUUUCGAGAAGGAGAAACAAGAGUUUGAGAAGAAGCAACGAGCACUGGAAAGGCAGAGGCAAAUAGAGCUUGAAAAACAGAGACUGCAAGAAUUGGAAAGGGAGAAACAAAGAGAACUGGAGAGAGAGUGGCAACAGCAACUCGAGAAAGAAAGACGUCAACAAUUGGAGAGGGAGAUUGAAAGAGAGAAACUGCAAGAGCAGGAAAGGGAGAGACAGCGUGAACAGGAGAGGCAGAGACAAAGGGAGGAAGAGAGGCAGCGAGAGCUGGACAAGGAGAGACGGCUGCUGGAAAUCCAAAAGGAGAAGCAGAAAAUGGAGGAGUUGGAGAGACAGCAGCUCUUAGAGUUUCAAAGACAGAAGCAGAGAGAAAAGGAAAGGCAGCAGCUUGUUGAACUCGAGAAGCACAGGAUUAGAGAGAAGAUGGAGAGGGAAGAGGCCGAAAAAAUAAAACAGAUGGCUCUUGAACAGGAAAUGUUAAGACUGAAGGAGCUCGAUAGAGAAAGGGAACGACAAAGGGAGAUGGAGAAGGCGCGAGAGAAAGAGAUGGAGAGGGAAAAGCAGAGAGAGCUGGAGAGACAGCGACAACUGGACGCUGAGAGACAGGAAUUAGAGAACCAGAGGUCGAGACAACAGGAGAAAGAAAGGCAGAGGAGGGAGGAGUUAGUGAGACUCAUGGAGAUGGAGAGAAGAAGGCUGUUGGAGUUUGAAAAACAAAAGCAGGCAGAGAAGGACAGACAACAACUUUUGGAGUUUGAAAAACGCAGACUGAAGGAGAAGCUGGAAAGGGAGGAGGCGGACAAAAUGAGGCAGGUGGCCAAACAGCAAGAGGCAGAGAGGCAGCGCCUCAAGGAGAAGCAGAAGAAAGAGGAGCAGGAUCGGGCGAGGUCGGAGUCGUCCCCUCUUAGGCCUAAAGUGUUGGACCUGGACUCUGUGCUCCGAAAUGAACCUUUUCCCAAGGCUGCUUCUCAGCGCAGUGACCUCGCAACGCGGUGGAAGGAGCCGUCUCCGAGAGUCGAAGAGUCUUACAAACCUGCCAUCCUCGACAUUGACGCUUUCACCUCCCAAACCCAGUCCUCCCCCAGCAGGGACCUGGUCUCGGGUAUUCAGGGAGUAGAGGCUGGGUUUGGGGCAAGGUUACUGCCUACACCAGAGAGAGAGAUUAGCUGGAAGGUGCCAUCACACACUUCAGUGGGCUUCUCAAGCCCAGUGUGGACACAGUCUCCUCAGGAUCCGUGGGAGCUGCGGCCUGUUGAGAUGUCUGUGGACAAACCUGUCGCCGAAACCAGAAAACCUUCGCACAUACUCAGCCCAGAGCAGCUCCUCCUCCGGCAGGGGGAACGGCUCCUCUCUCCGCAGAGGCACUGGUCCGCCCCGGUGGACGAUCCCAUUCACCCGGCCCCUUUCCCCAGCAUAGACGCCAAACCUGGCGGCGCACCAGGUGCGGUCGAGAGCAGCGCCCCCGCGGAUCAGAUGUGGUCCCUGAGCGAGGCACAGCCUCACGACAGCAGGGGGGAGGUCUGGAGCCAGAGGAGAUCCCAGGGGUCCCAGGAGUUGAACAGGAUGCGCUCUCGCAGUGUGUCGAGGCGAUCAGCGCCCUCCAGCAGCUCCGUGGAGACGAGUCUGUCCAGGAUGAGGAGCCGCAGCGCCCACCGAGAGCGCGACCGCCACAGCUCGGUGCAGCAGAAGCAAAAUCUCAGUGGUGAAGAGGAGGGGGACGACGACGACUCAGAGACUCGGGUCCGGGACACUGACAGUCAGUAUGGGACCUGGGAGACGGGAUUGCGCACCGAUGACAGCCUCACUCCUGCCACUCCCAGCUCAGAAAGCAACCUCAGCCCGUCACCAAGGAAGCACACGCCCCCGCACACGCCUGGUGAUCAUCCCUCGCAGUUUGACAGUGACGCUCUAGACGGCCUCCUCCCCCGUCCCUCGUCCGACAGCCAGCCCCUCUCCUUCCCUGAAGCUCCAACCGCUCUGUUGGACACCAGCGCCCUCCGUUCCAGAGCCCAGCUCGUGAAGAAACGAGCCCCGCGAACGCGGCCCACCAGAGCAGCCCGUCAGAGUGCAGCGCUGCCGGAGGGAGGGGACGGAACCACCGAGGACUGGCUCUACAGAGACUCCACAGAGGCGAAGGUUGAGGGUAAGGAGGAUGACUGGGACCCCGAGGGGCAAACCAGAGGCGCCCCACCUGCUGCCGCCUCUCAGCCCCAGAGAGUCGCCCUGUUCCCUGGGAUGGACCCUUCAGCUUUAAAGGCGCAGCUGAGGAAGAGGGGCGACUCUGACAAUCAAAGCAACGGACCCACUCCCUCUCCUUCGCAGCUGUCUCGCUCUCCCAAGUCCCCCUUCCUUCCACGGGCAGCGCGCGUACUGCCCCCACCUGGUGGGAAAGAGAAUGGUGAGGAGGACUCGCCUCAGUGGUUGAAAGAGCUGAAGUCCAAGAAGCGCUUGAGUCAAUAUGAAAAUGACAGCUAAGUAAAUGAUGAGGUGGCCUUAACUGAUGAAUCUGUACGAAACAGAAGCCUUAACAUUUGACCCGGAGAGCAGGAGAAGGGGAAUCUACAGCUGCUGAUGUGUUAUGGGUUGUUUUGUUUUUUUCCCGUUUUUUUGUUUUGUUUUUGUUCUCUUCCUAUCUGGGUCGAUAAAUGUGCAUGGUGCCUUUUUUAUGGAAAAAAACAACGAGCGAGGAGGAGAAGGAAAAAAACUAAACAUCUGGCUGCUCUGCUUUAUCCAUUUCAUGCUUGAACCUGUGGGAGCUCUCCUGCACCAGGAGCGACACCGCACAAACACUUUAAUAGGGACCAUGCGAAGUGAAGUGAAGGGGCGGGGGGGCGAUCAUGUGGUGACCACAACGUCUCGUCAUCCCGGGUGUGCUUCAUCACACGCUGGAGGACAAUCCAGCCAAAUCCCUCUGCGAGAUGUUUUUGUAUUUAGUUUCCUUCACUUCGCCCGACGUGUACGCGUCGUACGUGCGUUGCCAUAGGAUGAUAUUUCAGACGUGGAUGAUUUUUUUGAACGUAGAGAACAAAUCACCUUCCGACUUGAUCGUCGGUGGGACUGUAUAUCAUGUUAGCGAGUGUAAUCAGGAGAUGUUAUAUUUGUAUUAUCUUUGAUUUAACAAAGACAGAGAGCUAGUUUUGAAACGACUUGAGAUGCGUCACUACGGCCGAGGCUCUUUGAUAAACCCCACAACCUUGUUGCGUGCUGUUCUGUGUCUUUUGUCUCAACGUCUUUUUGUCUUUGUGGAGAACCGAUCAGGGGCUUUUGGCCAACUGAUUUUCGCAUCCGUCAAUCACACACACUCUCCUAAUCAGCACAAAUACACUUUUCACUCUUUUAUGGAAACACUUAUCAGCCCUGCUUCCCUCCUUUGAAUAGAUUGUAGCCGCAAGCGUCCUUUAUAAGCCAUACAUCCAGCCUGUAGCCCUCACGCACACACAUACACACACUCCUCGAUCAUCUUUCUGCAAUGAAUUUUUGUUUUUCCACAAUGAAUGUUCAGCUUUCCCUCUAGUCUGUCCCCAUUGAUGUGCAUGCACAAUCGUUACUGUCUCACAAGGCUUUGCUAGGAAUUGACUGGCUCAGCGUCAGGGUCCCAGUAAAGGGGGGGGUUCGUUCACUACAGCGUUUACAUGACUAUGACCGUCACUCCAAGCAAACUCCCAAUAACUCCCCCAAAAAAUUGGACUAUUUGCACCUGCUCUGUAGCUGAACUCGUGUUCGCCACCCACCCACCCACCCGCCCGCCGGCUCUGCGCUUCUGUAAAGCACUUUGUCACUUGAUGCACUACAGCACUGACCUCUGACCCCCCCACCCCCACGUCGGCCAAGUUUCGUCUCCCGCGUCGUCGGGAGUGCUCGUGCAAUGCAGCAAGUGAACGUGUCUAUCGAGUCUUCGGAGCGAUGGUCCCCGGUUUCUAUGUACGUAUUCAUAGAGUUUAUGAGGGUUUAUUUUUAUGUCCUUUCUUUGUCUUUUUUUAUUUUAUUUGAAAGUAAAGAUGUAUAUUGCACUGUGUUGUACUGGCCAGUGUCCUCGAGCGAAUACAUUCGUAAUAAAAUUUACUUGGCUUAAA
Molecule: messenger RNA, 7258 nt
Organism: Scophthalmus maximus (turbot)
Lineage: Eukaryota; Metazoa; Chordata; Actinopteri; Pleuronectiformes; Scophthalmidae
Product: titin homolog
Exons: 15
Coding region: 576-5660 (1694 amino acids)
Source: RefSeq, a predicted model, not a curated record